Messenger RNA from Peronospora matthiolae, 747 nucleotides. NCBI's taxonomy places the organism in Eukaryota, Oomycota, Peronosporomycetes, Peronosporales, Peronosporaceae. The record is from the annotation of a GenBank genome assembly.
AUGCUCGUCUCAGCACUGCAGCCGUCGCUGUCUCCUCACUCCGUCACGCGUCGUCGGACCACCGUCGCCAACGACACUGAGCUGGCCCAUCGCCGCACGUCCGGCGCGACGAUUGAACGCGCGCCCAUUGCCGACGAUCACGUGGACGUGCAGAUCCUGAAGAAGUUGUCGGCCUCGGUCUCGCACUUCGAAGGGCCGCGCAAGAACUUGUCGUUUGUCGUGUCGGUUGAGACACUGAUCCCCGGUCGUCGCGCCUUUUCUGACGAGCGCGAGUCGUGUCAACUGGUCGCCCGCUCGUUCGACGACUUUCGACACUUCCGCAAGUCGCUCUUGGCUCGUGUCGGAAGUCUCCACGACCCAGUGCUGCUACUGUCGGGACGAAAUGGCAAGUGCCGGUGCGACGGCGUCAAGGGCUGCCCCUUUGACGUCACGCGGAGCUUCCUCGAACGACUCAAGUUUACCCGCAUGCCCUUUCUCAGUCUCGGCGAGAGCGAAGCCGAUCUGAUCAAGCGCCAGCAGGAGAUGGACAGCUUUCUCCACAUUAUCUUUGCGAUCUUGCAUCGCAUGCAGCCAGGCUCGUGGCACUCGGAGUGCCGGUUCUUGCAGGACGUGAUGGCCUUUUUGGAGGUCGAGGAGUCGUUCUCUCGGCAGAUGGAGCUGAUGCUGCGCUGUAAGAACCGCCGCAUGAAUCUCGAUGGCUGGAAGGCACACACCCUGGAGACUUUUGGCUCGGGUAUUGGCGUGUAG